AUGACAGAUAUAAUGUCUGACAAAGAACAUUUUGAUAAUAAUAAUGAUCAAUUACUCAAUGAUGAAAAAUUACUUGCAAAUCAAAUAAAACAAUAUGAAGCAAUAAAUGAUCAACGACUUAAUUCAUCUUAUCCAUUUAUUGUUCGUAUUGAUGGAGUUUCAUUUCGAAAUUAUACACAUGGUUUUAAUAAACCAUUUGAUCAACGUAUGACACGAGCAUUUAUUCGUACAUCAGCUGAUUUAUUACAACGUUUUAAUCCAUUAACAGUUUUUUAUCAAUCUGAUGAAAUUUCACUUGUUUUUGAUGGAUAUUCAACAAUUGAUACUAUAGAAAAAAAUCCACGUGAACAUAUAUAUUCUGGUCGUAUACAAAAACUUGUUUCAGUACUUGCAUCAUAUACAGCAGCUAAAUUUAAUAAAUAUAUUAAUGAAGAAGAUUGGUCUGAUAUAAAUAAUAAACAUGUACAAGAACGUCUUUUAUCACAUUCAGCUUAUUUUGAUGGUCGUGCUUUUUCUGUACCAAAUCAAUUUUCUGCAAUGGCAUCUAUUUAUUGGCGUCAUCGAUAUGAUACAUUAAAAAAUUCUACAUUAUCAUAUGCAUUAAGUUAUUAUUCACAAAAUUCAAUUUUAGGUAAAAGUCCAUAUGAAUUACGAAAUUUACUUCGUAUAGAAAAAAAUUGGGAUAUGUUAAAUGAAGCACCAAAAAAUAUUAUAUAUGGAACAUUUUUAAAAAAAGAAUUAUAUGAUUUAGAAUGUAUUGAUCAUAAAACACAACAAUCUAUAAUUGCUAAACGUAGUCGAAUACGUAUUGGAUCAUUUGAUAUGAAUAAAUUAUUACAAACAACUGAAGAGAAAAUAAAAUUUAUUAUGAGUAAAUAUUGGAAUGAUUGUAAUACAACUAUAGAUAAUAUUGAAAUACCAAAUUGGUGGAUGAAAUAUUAUCAAAAACAAGAAACAUCGACAACUGAUUAA
This is a messenger RNA of Rotaria sordida, 972 nucleotides long. NCBI's taxonomy places the organism in Eukaryota, Metazoa, Rotifera, Eurotatoria, Philodinida, Philodinidae. The record is from the annotation of a GenBank genome assembly.